UUUAAAUAUCUUAAUUUUUGUUUUGUUUUUCUUAAUUACGUCAGCUCAUAGUAAAAUUAAAUUAAAUUUCUUUAAAAAUAUAAUUGGCACUUUAAAGGCGUACAAAAAAGGGAAACUUUUGUUUUUGGUUUCUGGACCUUGCUGUAUGGAAGGGAGUGUAUCAUUUUAAAAACAUGCAACUUCAUAAGUGAAAAAUAUUAGGUCUGUUAAAAAUGGCCGACAACGAGCUUAUAGAUAAGGUGCUAUCUAUCCACGAUGUAUCUGAAUUGCAAAGAUUUGCGAGGCAAAAUGAUAUUCCUGAAAACGAUCCAAUUAUUUACAUGAGAUUCAACGAAUUGUUGAUACAAGAAGACGAUUCUUACUUGCAAAUGAAUAACGAAGAUGCACAACUUUUUACUAGACUGAAUCAAAUACAUUCUAUCGAAGAGGUACAGUAGGGGUUUCAAAAAUGGUCGAAAUGACAAUAGUACUUGCUUUGUUGUUUUAAUGUUUAGUGAAAGGAAUACAUGAGAUAAACUAUAAAAAUAUUAAAAAUACACGGUCGUGUAAAUCGUUAAUUGGGAUGUGUAGGUGAAUUAUAAGUAUUUGAAUCAUCAUGUAUUCUUGUCAAAUAUUUCGCAUUUUAUUUAAUUUUAAUUUUGUAUCUUUCACAAUUACAUUUGGUACAGCUUAGCAUUGAUUAAACAUCUACUCAUUCUACAAUUUUAAAACAUUCUACGAUUGAUCAAUUUUCAAUUUCUUUUUUUAUAAUUUCAUAAAACAGCUCGAUGAUUUGAAUGUUGACCAUCCCUUUCUACGCUUGAGGAGAGAGGAAUUACUAGAAUCGUCUGUUCCGCAAGCUGACAAUUUAUCACUGCACGUUUCUAUGGAAAUUGAUGAUGAUGUAUCCCUAAAUCAGCAGGGGGGUGCACUUUAUGACAGCGCGGAUAUGAAUGACUAUUAUAGUUUGAUAGAAGUACAACAAAAACACAGUGCCUAUUUCAAUGCAAAUUCUACAGCUUAUACAUUAGAAUUAUUUCCACCAGAAGAAAUAAAUAAUGAUAUUGCAAAGAUUUUACAAUUCUUCGAUGCACUUAUGACAGAUAUCAUUCACACUGUCAUGUUGACAUACGAUGGAAACGACAGAGUUAGAUUCAUGAUGGACUCCGUCAAUUUAUUGGCUCCUAUUACAACAGGAUUCAUCACGAAAGACAAUUUGACGUCAGGUCGUGUUUUAGACGCAAUCGAACGAGUUUGUCAGUCCAAAAUGGACAUAUUCGGCGACGAAAUGUUUACCUUAUACGUCGACGUAAUUCGGGCACCUUUGGGUGGCUAUUUUAAAUCAUCUAAGUCCACCAAGCCAUUAGAUCACGAUUCUUGGAUGGCUAACAGUAAAUGUAUCAUACCAGCGAAAAAUUUUCAAACCGAAAUUUGCUUUGGUGCAGCCCUUGCGAUAGCCAAGGCCAAGAGCGAUCUUAAAUCGGGUCUUAUUGACAUGUUUUCGUACAGAAGAAUCAGGGAUAAUAAAUGCGAUAUGCAAGAAACAAAAGCACUUGAACUUUACAAGAAAGCAGGUGUCCCAGUUGGUGCGUGCGACUUUAGCACAUACGACAAAUUCAUGAACAUCCCUGAACUUAAUGAUUAUCAGCUAAAAAUCAUUGCAGGGGACAAUUUGUUUCUGAAGGAAAUUUACUGCCGGGGCCCUAACGUAGGACUCAUUCAAGAUAAAGCGCUUGCUCUUUACCUUAGAAAUGGUCAUUAUUCUGUGAUUACUAGCCUCAUCGCUUUUUACAGAUGCAAAUCGUACUGUUAUAGCUGCAAUAAGGCUCUUCAAAUUCCAUUAUCACGGCACAGAUGCCUCGCCCACUGCCCCUUAUGCGAAUCCAAAAGUGGCUGUAAAAAUAAAAAGCCUGACUACAAAUUAUGCAGUUUUUGCAAUAUCGCAUUUUUAAAUGCAACUUGCUACGAUAAUCAUAUAGUAAGUUUACAAAACGUCAAUCAUAUUAUAAGUUUUACCAUCAUUAAAAAUAAGAUAAAUUAG
Owenia fusiformis is the source of this 2020-nucleotide messenger RNA. Lineage: Eukaryota; Metazoa; Annelida; Polychaeta; Sabellida; Oweniidae. The record is from the annotation of a GenBank genome assembly.